AUGGACUCGCCUGCCAGAAUUGCAGGCAGAGAAAGCGAAAGCUCUGUUCAAAGUCUGGAAAAGGAAAUUGCAAGCCUGGAAGCUCGGCUAUCACGGCUACAGACAACCGCCGCAGAGCCUCUCCAACCUGCUACCUUUCAGCCGCAAAACAAUCCAACUCACAUGCCCUCUGAAACUCCCAUCUCUUCAAUGGCUUCUAGAGAGCAGUCUCUGGACAGCGUGGAUUUGGAUGUUCUCAAAGAAGUCGAGACUGUAUCACUUUAUCGUGGUGAACUCUAUUGCCUGCACAAAAUGGCACGCAGAGCUAUCCGCCUAGAGAAUUGCGAUCCUCGAGGAAUGCUAAAUCUCACCCAAAAGAAGAGUUUAUUGGCAUCAUAUUCUCAGCCGCAUAGCUCCAGUGCACCUUUGGACUAUGAUCUAGCCAUCUCUUAUGCGAACAAAUACUUUGCUUACAUUCACCCUACCUUUCCUAUCGUUUCCGAAGAUGCAAUCCGAAAUACACUCCGAAAAAUGGCAGCUGGCACCCAAAAUGAUCUUCGGGAACGCACCAUAUCUUAUCUCGUUAUUUCUAUCGGUGCAAUCCUUCCUAUUGAAUCGUUUGCCGCUUAUGACAUUUACCAUUCAGCCGACUAUUUCCUACGAUCGCUAGACAUUCUGUUUUCUUAUGACGAAUCGGCUACCACAGUGCAGAUCCUCCUCCUGUUCACUAUCUGUUCGCUUUUCGAUCCCAGCACGGGCAGCUCAUGGCAUCUGAUAGAUCUUGCCACCCAAGCUUGCAUAGACAUGGGUUAUCACCAGCUCCAACCAGAGGCAGAAACCGCGAGAAACUCGCCAGUAAAAGGAUCAACACUGUUUCAGGCGGCUUAUGUACUUGAUUUCUCAGCAUUAGGGCUGCCUAUGGGUAUACAAAAUCGCGACAUGUCUUUCGACUGGGAUGCACAUAUAGUUCAACCGACAUCCAUAUGCGCAUCUGGAUCGAGAAUCCCAAAAAUGAUGCCGCGGGCUACCUAUCCUGCUAUGAAGAGCGCAUACUACAACCUAGAUUGA
Messenger RNA from Trichoderma atroviride IMI 206040, 1047 nucleotides. The record is from RefSeq and is a predicted model, not a curated record. Lineage: Eukaryota; Fungi; Ascomycota; Sordariomycetes; Hypocreales; Hypocreaceae.